AGUGAAUUCCCGUGUAUUUUACGUUAUUCCUGAGAGAAUGAGCUGGACGGAUGCACAGACGUACUGCAGACAGAAACACGCUGAUCUCGCCACCAUUGACGACCAGGUGGAACAUGCUGAGCUGGUGAAAACUUUCUCCAACUUUACAGAAGACAUGUGGAUUGGGCUCUAUCGGACGUCAGGGACUUCUCCCUGGAUCUGGUCCGAUCAGAGCGAAUCCGGGUUCAGAUUUUGGGCUAGCAGACAGCCAAACAAUUUAGGUGGAAAACAGUUCUGUGUGCACACUUUACCUGAUGGAUCCUGGAACGACUUUGAUUGUCUGGAAAAAAAGGCAUUUAUAUGCUAUGAAAUGAAGAGACAGAUUGUGCGAUUGGAGGUGAAAUCAAGUCCAAAUUUGAUUUUGAAUGAUCCCGAAGUGAAGAAAGAGAUUUUAUUGAAGAUAGAGCAGAUACUGAAAGAGAAAGGACUGACAGAAGAAGCCAAACUGUCAUGGAAAGUGAUUUCUGGAGAAAAUGUCUUUCAGAGAACGUGUUGUCAGAAGAAUGACGUUUCUAAGACGCCUUGCGGCACGAACUGACCGUCCUUAGCAAGAGCUGGGUUGCUAAAGCUGCAAAUAAUUUGUAUGUUUUGUAUAACAAUAAAUCAUCCUGAC
Pimephales promelas (fathead minnow) is the source of this 652-nucleotide messenger RNA. Its product is annotated as C-type lectin BfL-2-like. The record is from RefSeq and is a predicted model, not a curated record. Lineage: Eukaryota; Metazoa; Chordata; Actinopteri; Cypriniformes; Leuciscidae.